AUGUCGUGGCUGUCCCCCGCGUCCUGGGCAAAAUGGACGUGGACCGCGGUGACAGGAGAGGAGGCGACAGGGGGAGCAGAGGAGGCGUCAGGAGGAGCAGAGGAAGAAGCAGGAGGAGCAGAAGAGGAGAUUGGAGGAGCAGAGAAACAGCGUUGUGAGGACGACUCGGACUCCGAUGGACCGUACGACACUCCAGAGGCGUCCAGCCCGGUGCACGUCGCUCCUGCAGGGGGCGACAUCACAGAGGUUACAGAUGUAGAGGAGCGGCUGGUCAUCUCUGCUCCAUCCCAGGACCAGAGCCUUGUUUUUAGCCUGGAUAAGUCCCCGGAGCUGCCUGAAGGUCUUCCGAUGAACCUAACCCUGCCUGAAGGUCCUCCGAUGGUCCCAAACCUGCCUGACGAUCCACCAACUGACAGUCCACCGAUGGAUCUAACCCACCAUGAAGGUCCUACGAUGGACCUGAUACUGCCUGAAGGUCCACCGAUGAUCCCACACCAGUCUGAAGGUCCACCAAUGGAACUAAACCUGCCUGAAGAUCAACACAGUCUGGAAAUGAAAGUGGAAGAACUCUGUGAAGCAACCAACGUGGAACUACAUUCCAAAGCACAAGAUUCCAUUGUUAAAAGCCUACAGAGUACACAAGAUUUGACUCAAUCUGCUAAUGCUUUAUCUGCCGCAGUUUUUGACCAGACAAUCCCAAUCACAACCACAACUCCUCCAAACCUCAAGCUUGCUCCACUCAUAGUGCAAAUUCUGCCUGAAGAAUGUCCAGACGACGACAACCAAUCAGAAAUCCCAGUUCCCAAAGCGUCCUACAAAUUUGACCCGGAGAAUUUGGAUGAAAGCUUUGACCCCUUUUUGAGCGGAGGGUCGAAGAUUCCAAACUCUCCUCCAUGUCGUGUGGACUUAGAUCAGACCUUAGUCACAUCUGCAAAGAAGAAGAGAGACAGUGCCACAAAUACAAUCAGCAAAGUGGAACAUGUUGAGGAACUAGUUGGAGAAGAAGCAACUGAAGAAGCCGCAGACGCAUCAGAGAUUCAUAAUAGUCCAUUUUGCAAAAGUGGAUCUAACAAAUGUGGGAUGUUCGAGGCGAGAGUGGAGUCUUCUGUGGGCGGAGGGUCUGAAAGACCAGACGCAAAAUCCGCACAGCAAAAGCACGGGGCCAAAAACACAAUGAGAAAUGUCACAAAGGCUGAUCCGGAUGGAAACGUGUAUCUGGAGGACGUCCCAAACCCUAAAACUGAGGCUUAUAUGUUUGACCCUGAGAGACUUGAUGAAAGUUUGAACCCGUUUGAAAUGGGAGGAUCUAAAGUUCCCAAUUCCCCAACUGCCUUUUGUGCGAGCUCAGCAAACCCCAAACUGGAGGAAAACCAGGACAUUCAUCUUACAAACAAUACAACAAUGGGGUUUCAGCUGAAGGACAAAAAAAUGGCAGAACUUCAAAGCCAAAAGUGUGAAGUCCUAACAGAAACUUUAGACCAAAACGUAAUGGAAAUUCUUCAAAACUUUGACGACAUUCCAAUUACCAAAAGUGGAUCUUACAAAUUUGACCCGGAGAAUUUUGAUGAGAGCUUCAACCCGUUUGAGAGCGGAGGUUCAAAGGUCCCCAACUCUCCUCUGUGUGAAAGACAGACCAAUGUUAACCUUGGAAAGGAUUUGAAACAAGAGCCGUUUGAAUUUGAUGAAACAAGCCAGACUAAAUCUCCACCGUCAAAACUUACUCCUACAAAAACAAAGAGUGUGAAGCCAAAACAGCACAUUCCAGAAAUGACGUCAGAUUUGGAAGCCUCGUCUUCCAUGCCUUUGAAUUUUGAUGAUAUUCCCAUCCCCAAAACCGGAGCGUACAAUUUUGACCCUGAAAAUGUUGACGAAAGUUCAGAUCCGUUUUCUUGCGGAGGCUCCAAGAUUCCAAACUCUCCUCCUCCAUCCGAAACUGUUUCUUCUGAAGCAAAAGCUGUCAUGUUGGAAUUAGGACUGAAUGAAAAACCAGUCGCCAAACCUCCACUGAAAAAGUGUGGCCCAAGAAAAACUGCAAGUAAAGUUAAGAUAGAGAAAGAACUUGCGGAGAUCCCUCAAGAGACGCCAACUUCACCAACAAACAUUGACGAUGUUCCCAUCCCCAAGAAAGGAUCGUACAAUUUCGACCCCAAGAAUUUUGAUGAAACUUCAGAUCCGUUUCCUAGUGGCGGUUCUAAGAUUCCAAACUCUCCUCCUCUAUCCGGAACUGUUUCUUCUGAAGCAAAAGCAGUCAUGUUGGAAAUCGAACUGGACAAAAAAACAGUUGCAAAACCUCCACUGAAAAAGUUAGGCCCAAGAAAAACUGCAAGUAAAGUUAAAAAAGAGAAGGUAGAACCUGUGGAGAUCCCUCAAGAGACGCCAACUUCACCAACAAACAUUGACGAUGUUCCCAUCCCCAAGAAAGGAUCGUACAAUUUCGACCCCAAGAAUUUUGACGAAACUUCAGAUCCGUUUUCUAGCGGCAGUUCUAAGAUUCCAAACUCUCCUCUCCCAUCUGGAACGGUUUCUUCUGAAGGAAAAGCAGUCAUGUUAGAAAUGGGACUGGACGAAAAACCAGUCGCCAAACCGCCACUGAAAAAGUUAGGCCCAAGGAAAAUUGCGAGCAAAGUUAAAAAAGACAAAGUAGAACCUGUCGAGAUCUUUCAAGAGACGCCAACUUCACCAACAAACAUGGACGAUGUUCCCAUCCCCAAGAAAGGGUCCUACAAUUUCGACCCUGAGAAUUUUGACGACUGUUCAGAUCCAUUCCAAAGCGGAGGUUCUAAAAUCCCCAACUCACCGAAGGAUCCAAUGGGUUUAGUCUUUGAGUUUGAAGAGAGUUUGGAGAAGGAACCAAAACCACCACAGAAACUGGAAGCAAGAAAAACAUCUUCAAAAGGAAAACGGCUCAAAGGAGAGGAAGAGAGACCUGAGGCCGUGGCGAGAGAUCCCUCAGAGCACAGGCGCUACACUCCCACAUCCACAGAGGAGACUCUGCAGGAGACACUGACAGCAGAUGUCACCAAACAUCAAACGGAUGAGGAGAAACUAGCCUCCAGCUGUGAGAGGAGGAGCCCUGAGGGAGGAGAAAGUCCUGAGGAGAAAAGCAAAGCUGGUGAGGAGGACACCUCCUCAAUUCAUCAGGAAGAGAAGAUUUCCUGUCGGACUCAUAAGGAGAAGGAGCCGAAGCACUCAGAGGAGAACCUGGAGAAGUACCUGAAGACCACAGGGACCACAGAGACCACAGAGACCACAGGAACAAAAGGAACCAAAGAGACCACAGAGAUCACAGGGACCACAGAACACAGAUCCAGUCCUGGUUCAGACCCUGAGACUCAAAGUGAAAUGGAAAAAGCAACAGUGCUGACACUCAUCAGAGAAGAGAUCUUAUGUAAAGAGCUGGAGGUGCAGGAGUGGAAGAGGAGGUACGAGGAGAGCAGAGAGGAAGCCAACGACAUGAGGAAAAUUGUAGCUGAGUACGAGCAAACGGUGGCUCAGAUGAUCGAUUCAGAACAGAGUGUUUUCCCCGCCCCCUUCUCUGUGGCUCAGCUGACCCUCCAGAGGGACCAGGCGCUCGCUGACCUCUCCUCCGUUGAACGCUCCUUCUCUGAACUCUUCAGGAGAUACGAGAACAUGAAGCAAGUCCUGGAGGGUUUCAAGAAGAAUGAGGAGGUGCUGAAGAGCUGUGCUCAGGAGUAUCUCCAGAGGAUCCGACAAGAAGAGCUGAGAUACCAGACUCUGAAGAUACAUGCAGAGGAGAAGCUACACAAGGCGAACGAGGAGAUCGCAUUGGUUCGUUCCAAAGCCGCGGCAGAGUCUGUGGCUCUGAGCGCAAGCGUCCGGAUGGAGCAAAUGAAGGCGGCGUCUCUGGAGCGAGCGCUGGAGCAGAAGAACCAGGAGAUCGAGGAGCUGACAAAGAUCUGUGACGAGCUCAUCGCCAAGAUGGGACCAGCCUAA
This is a messenger RNA of Knipowitschia caucasica, 3954 nucleotides long. Lineage: Eukaryota; Metazoa; Chordata; Actinopteri; Gobiiformes; Gobiidae. The record is from the annotation of a GenBank genome assembly.